UUUCGUGGAGAGUCUAAUUAUUUUCUUCCACUUUCUCUCGAUCUUGAGAUUUCUUUGAAAAGAAGAAAAAAAAAAACAAGAACUCACGAUGUCCGCCGAAUCAGCUAGCCAAAUUCCUAAGGGACAGGUUGAUCUGCUAGAUUUUAUUGACUGGUCUGGUGUUGAAUGUCUGAACCAAAGCUCAAGUCACUCUUUGCCCAAUGCUCUCAAACAGGGAUACAGAGAAGAUGAAGGUUUGAACUUGGAGAGUGAUGCUGAUGAGCAGCUUCUGAUCUAUAUUCCUUUUAACCAAGUUAUCAAACUACAUUCCUUUGCUAUCAAAGGCCCUGAAGAGGAAGGUCCCAAAACUGUAAAGUUCUUCUCGAACAAAGAGCACAUGUGCUUCAGCAAUGUCAACGAUUUUCCUCCAAGCGACACUGCUGAACUAACUGAAGAAAACCUUAAGGGGAAACCGGUUGUCCUUAAAUAUGUUAAGUUUCAGAAUGUUCGUAGCUUGACGAUCUUCAUUGAAGACAACCAAUCGGGAGCUGAGGUCACAAAGGUUCAGAAGAUUGCUCUAUAUGGUUCAACGGUGGAGACGACUGAUAUGAAGGGAUUGAAAAAGAUUGAAGAUCAUUGAGCAAACAACAAAAGUGUUUUGAUCAUAUAUAUGAUCAUAUAUCACUUUGAUUUCUAGUGUUCUAUUGUGGUUUCUAUCUUUUUCAAUUACUUUUUUUUUUUUUUCUUUUUCAAGUUUUUAAAUUAAAAUAGACCAGAACUUGCGAUUGCCUGUUUGCAGAGGAGUGCAAAACGAAUGAUAUUUUCAAUAACAAUUUGAAAAUUCCUCUUGCAAAUUAUAAACAGUUUGGUAGGACUCAACUUCUCUCUUCAUGUGUUUUCUGUUCUUGUCUGUAUUACUGAUAAUUAGCUUUAGUGGGAGAGAUUACAUA
Camelina sativa (false flax) is the source of this 929-nucleotide messenger RNA. Its product is annotated as PITH domain-containing protein At3g04780-like. The record is from RefSeq and is a predicted model, not a curated record. NCBI's taxonomy places the organism in Eukaryota, Viridiplantae, Streptophyta, Magnoliopsida, Brassicales, Brassicaceae.